Messenger RNA from Seminavis robusta, 858 nucleotides. Lineage: Eukaryota; Bacillariophyta; Bacillariophyceae; Naviculales; Naviculaceae. The record is from the annotation of a GenBank genome assembly.
AUGGGCUUUCGUAUACUUCGAUUUGUAAGCGUCACCACGCUCUUGGUGUCGCCCAUUGCUGCCCAAUUUGGAAUUCCCAUGAAAAAGAAAUCAAGCUUUCAAGAUCUCAAUGAACAAGCCAUCCAAGACCAGCAAGGCGGUGGCGGUGCUGGUGCUGCCGACAUGGAAAACAUGGCAAAAAUGAUGGAAAAUGUCGAUAUGGAACAGAUGCAAAAGCUGUGGCAGGAUGCACUCAGCGAUCCCGAAGCUAUGAAACAAAUGGGAGCCAUGGGUGAUAAAUUUGGCGAAGCCAUGAAUGAGUUGUCCAAGAUGACACCCGAGCAACUCGCAGCACAAAUGCAGGAAGCCAUGCAAAUGCUCACGGACGAUAGUAUGGCCGAUAAAAUUAUCGAACAAAAGGAUGAAGUCUUGAAAUCAUUGGAACAAACAGGAAUGGUCGAUGCCGAGGAGUUGGCAAAGUUCAAAGCAGAUCCCGGCUAUUUCGAAUCCAAAAUGCGAGAAUCAUUCGGGCAAAUGAAGGGCAUCUUUAAUGACCCGGACAAGAUUAAAGAGGCCAUGGAAAGCAUGCACAAAACUGCCGACUUUGCAAUGCACGAUUUGGCCAAAAUGUUCACGGAAGGACUCGAUUCCGAUGAAAAAAUUGAAGAAGCGAGGCAGGAAGUUUUGAACCACCCAGAAAUGCUCAAUAAUCCAAUGAUGGCAGGGAUGUUCGGUACUGAUGAAUUCAAAGAAGUUAUCAACGAUCCCAAGAAAUGGAGAGAAAGUAUCAAGGAGGGCCGAAAGUCAUUCCAGGAAGCUGGAAGAAAAAUGGAGGAAGAGAUUGGACGACGUCCAGGAGCUGGUGUUGGAGAACUGUAG